Aureobasidium melanogenum CBS 110374 is the source of this 1239-nucleotide messenger RNA. RefSeq lists its product as uncharacterized. The record is from RefSeq and is a predicted model, not a curated record. The transcript has a single exon. Bases 1 to 1239 code for a protein of 412 amino acids. Lineage: Eukaryota; Fungi; Ascomycota; Dothideomycetes; Dothideales; Saccotheciaceae.
AUGUCGAACAACUUCAUGUUGAAGCUUCUUAUUCUCUUCUUUGGGUGUUUGAAUUUCUUUGGUGCUGUUGCACAAAUAUCCAAGAAGCCAGAUCCGGCUUCUUCGACCCCCCAAAAUGUUGGAUAUCAAGCCAGCACCCUUCUCACCUCUGUUGUCAACAAGGCCGACAUCGUCCCCCAUGAUAUCGAUGCUUCCAAUGCUCAAGGCCAACUUGUCGCCAACGCCACCGACCCUUCCGAUUUGGACAACGAUGAAGUCCUCACCGACGUUGAAGAAGAUGAUGACGACAACGACGAUUACUCUCCUGCCAAUGGGGAUACUGCCAUGAGCAGCGGCUCGAAAGGAGGCAAGAGACUCAAAGCCCACUUGGGUCGCUAUCACAAAGCCGAUUGCGAGAAGAAGAGGCAUCCCAAGAAGGGCAAGAAGAUGAAGGAGGGCAAGUGCCACACACUGCACAAGAACCACUUCAAGUCUUACGAUUUCUGCAUUGGCGAGCAGAAGAAAGACAAGAAGGACAAAAAGGGCAAAGACGACGACGACGACGACGAUUCUGAAGAAGAAAUUCCCAAGGGAUGCAGAAUGAUGAUCUUCUUUGACGGAAAGUGCAAGAAUGAAGCUUCCAGCACCAAUGCUGAGGAAUCCUGCAAGGACAUCGGCGAGGAGGGUGUCGAUGACGACGAUGAUGAUGACGACAAGGACGACAAGAAGCUGCACGCCAGAGACUUGUUGACAAAGAGAGGCAAAGGUCCCAAGUACAAGAGUGCAAAGUUCCUCUGCGAUGGCCUCAACACUUCUGACAACACCACAAAGACCGAGGCCGAGGACAAUUACUACGUUACGAUCACUGUGUCUUCUCAACCCGUCCGUGUCGUGACUGGCUCGUCUUCAAGGUCGUACACUCCAUCUUCCAUCACCGCCACUCGAUCCACAAAGUUAGCCACUCGCUCGUCUUGUUCCGGAGAACCAACUGCCACCAGUACACCAGUCGACGAGAAAGACCCCGACGAUGAAGAUGACGAUGACGACAAAGAUGAUGACGAUAAAGAAGAUGAGAAGGAAGACGACGAUGAUGACAAGGAAACUAGCGCCACCGUAUCUCGAACCUCCAGCACCAAGAAACACAAGUCCAAGUCCCACAAGUCCAAGACGCACACCAAAUCCAAGAAACACCAUUCAAAGACACAAACCGUCAGUGCCACACAGUCUGCACAGGCUACCAGCGGCAGUCCAAGCCCAUGA